Molecule: messenger RNA, 722 nt
Organism: Asparagus officinalis (garden asparagus)
Lineage: Eukaryota; Viridiplantae; Streptophyta; Magnoliopsida; Asparagales; Asparagaceae
Product: inactive protein RESTRICTED TEV MOVEMENT 2-like
Exons: 2
Coding region: 29-619 (196 amino acids)
Source: RefSeq, a predicted model, not a curated record
CAUAUCAUCUCAAUCAUAUCAUCAGAAAAUGGAGGGAACGAAGGUUGGAGCUUCUUCGGAGCCUCGAUCGUACACCGAUAUCGAGCCCCGUUCGCAUUGGAUGCAUGCAAACGAAUGGGAUACACUUAUCAUGGACGUCACAGGGUUCAGGAAGGACCAGAUGAAAGUCCUGAUCAAAACAUCAGGGAGCCUCACGAUCAGCGGCGAGCGCCCGCAAGACGGCGAUGGCAACCAAUGGCUUCGCUUCCUCCAGACCUUCAAAGUCCCGAAAAAAUGCAAUCCUCACGAGAUCCAAGCCAAGUUUGAUAAAGAUGAAGGUCUUCUCUAUGUUGUGCUACCAAAGCAUAAACAUGCACGAGAAGAAUCUCCAAGCACCAAACCGAGCUCUCAUGCUACUCACAAUGAACCAGAAGCUCAGCUGAGUUCUCCGACGAGCGAGGAGGUAGGAGGAGAGAGAUUGGAGGAGGAGGAGGAGAAGAAGAAGAAGUUUGGGGAGGGGAUGAGUAAUCUUGUGACGGGAUUAAGAGGAAAUAAGGUGAGUUUAGUGGUUGCUGUGAUGCUGAUUAUGGUUGUUUUGGGGAUUGUGGCUUAUUUGGUGUAUAGGCUCGGGCGGAACUAACAAUGGGGAUACGUGAGCAUUGGAUUGUAAUUGUAGGAUGAUCUGUUCAAAUGUAAAUUUCAAGGAAUAAUCGAAAUGGAAUAAGAAACACGAGAGAUCAACG